Euleptes europaea (tarantolino) is the source of this 774-nucleotide messenger RNA. RefSeq names its product RING finger protein 11-like. The transcript has 3 exons. Bases 32 to 505 code for a protein of 157 amino acids. NCBI's taxonomy places the organism in Eukaryota, Metazoa, Chordata, Lepidosauria, Squamata, Sphaerodactylidae. The record is from RefSeq and is a predicted model, not a curated record.
GGGCCGGACCCGGCGGCCCGAACGGGCGGGCAUGGGGGGCUGCCUUUCUUCGCAGGCGGCCGAUGACCUUUCGUUGCUCAACGACUCCACGGGCGACGGGGCGAGCCUCGGUCCCGGGGAUCACGCCCCGCCGCCCCCCUCUGCUCCGCCGCCCCCCUACCAGGAACAUGCGCCAAUUCCAGUGUAUCAUCCAACACCCAGCCAGUCACGUCUCGCCACACAACUGACAGAAGAGGAGCAGAUCCGUAUCGCUCAGAGGAUUGGGCUAAUCCAACACCUUCCCAAAGGAAUCUUUGAUCCGGGCUCGGAGCCAUCAGAAAAGAAAAUUAAAGAGUGUGUGAUCUGCAUGCUGGAUUUUGUAUAUGGAGACCCCAUCCGGUUUCUGCCAUGCUUGCACAUCUACCACGUACACUGCAUUGACGACUGGCUGAUGCGAUCGUUCACCUGUCCUUCGUGCAUGGAGCCGGUCGAUGCUGCUCUGCUGUCCUCUUAUGAGACUAACUGAGGUGGCGUCAAGCCCUACUCUUGUUAAUGCUUCCAGGCUGGGGCUACAUGGGAGGCUGGGGAGGUGGCACACCCUUUUAUUUGCACACUUCUGGGAUACACCAAAGAAUUCUGUGGCAAAGAACCCUGGUCCGAGACCUCAAAGACAACACAGAGCCAUUUUGGCUUGGCUGGCUGUGCUAAAGAUUGACUUGUGCCACAAUUGAGCAUUUGUACCCAAACUUGGUGAAGAUCAAGGGGAAAUGGCAAAGCUGGAGUUGUCCUUUCACU